Magnolia sinica is the source of this 302-nucleotide messenger RNA. Its product is annotated as serine/threonine-protein kinase EDR1-like. Lineage: Eukaryota; Viridiplantae; Streptophyta; Magnoliopsida; Magnoliales; Magnoliaceae. The record is from RefSeq and is a predicted model, not a curated record. The coding region runs from base 23 to 286 and encodes 87 amino acids. Gene Ontology annotation, molecular function: protein kinase activity; ATP binding. The transcript has 3 exons. Gene Ontology annotation, biological process: protein phosphorylation.
CUUGUCACGGUUGAAGGACCACAUGUUUCUAUCUUCAAAAUCUACAGCUGGAACGCCGGAAUGGAUGGUGCCGGAAGUUCUAAGAAAUGAACCAUCCAAUGAGAAAUGUGAUGUCUACAGCUUCGGUGUGAUACUGUGGGAGUUAGCUACCUUGCGCAUGCCGUGGAGUGGAAUGAACCCAAUGCAGGUAGUUGGAGCUGUUGGGUUCCAAAAUAGACGCCUCAAUAUACGAAGUGAGGUUGAUCCGAUGGUUGUGCAGAUCAUAUGUGAUUGUUGGCAGAGGUAAGCUUGCAAUUGUAUCA